Danio rerio (zebrafish) is the source of this 2474-nucleotide messenger RNA. Lineage: Eukaryota; Metazoa; Chordata; Actinopteri; Cypriniformes; Danionidae. The record is from RefSeq and is a predicted model, not a curated record.
UGUCUGCUGUAUUACUCUCAUUAGAGAUCAUACAUUCUCCUACAUCCCAUUCUGUUUAGUUAAUUUACUUCUUUUCCCCAGAGAAAAAAAAAACAGCCAGAUUAAAAACUAUAAGUGUUUAAAUUACAACUACAACUGUGCUAUAAAUGUAGCUAACUUAAUUAAUUAUAAGCAGUAUCAUUAAUUAUUAUUAUUAUUAUCAUCAUUUAUUUAAUUUGUAUUUAUAUAUUUAUGUUUUAAUGCUACGAGAAGGAAUUAACCUGCUCUCACAAUUCACUGAUGUAACAGGCAUGUUUCACUUAACAAGAUACAAAUUCACAAAUAAGUCUAGUUCAUCACACACACACAUCAGAUUUACAGCAUGUGUACUAAUGUGUACUUACGGCGGUGGAAUAUUUGUGUUAAUUUACAGAACCUACUAUUAUGACGAUUUGCCUUUAAGCACGUCACCACGUAUGCGAGUUCUCAUCCAAAUGAGCUGACCAGUGCAGCGUCUGUCAGAGCGCUCGACCCUGCAGAGAGAGCAAAAAGGGUUCUGGGUGAUAAUAAAAAUGCCUCCUCCAAACAAUUGCCACCACAACCCAAAUGAAGAUGAAGUGGAUUCCCUCACCAGUCCUUUGUACUUCUUGGAUCAGAACUACCAGGAGCUUCAGCAGAAGUGUCUAACUGAAAGCACACUGUACAGCGAUGAGCUGUUCCCUCCAGACAACAGCUCUAUUGGCCUGUUUGAUGAAGUGCCUCCAGAGGUGGACAUGUCCCAGAUUGUGUGGAAGCGGCCAUCUGAGUUGGUGUCGGACCCUAACUUAAUUGUGGAUGAUGUGUCCAGGUUUGACUAUGCACAGGGGAGUGUAUUAGGAAAUUGUUGGUUCUUGGCUUCGAUCGGGGCUCUAACUUUUGAGAAGGACAUCAUGAAACAAGUCCUGCCAGCUGAACAGUCAUUCACCAAGGAUUAUGCUGGGAUUUUUCAUUUCAGGUUCUGGCGGUUUGAAAAAUGGAUUGAUGUUGUUAUUGAUGACCAGCUUCCAACUAUUGAUGACGAACUGCUUUUUGUGUGUUCAAAAACGUCGAAUGAGUUUUGGCCUGCCUUACUGGAGAAAGCUUAUGCCAAGGUGUGUGGGUCCUAUGCUGACUUGAACGCUGGCUUCAUUUCUGAGGCCCUAAUGGACUUCACUGGUGGGACGCAUAUGUAUUACACACUGAGUUCAGCUCCUGCUGACUUGUGGAAAAUCAUGGAAUGUGCAUUUAUAUCAAAGACGCUUAUUGGUUGCGGUUCCAAUUCAGAGGGUUCACCUGAAGAAAAUGAGUUACUGCAUGGCAUAAUUGCAGACCAUGCUUACACUGUGACCGGGGUAUUUGAGGUAAUAAGUGAGGAAAACCCAGUUCAGCUGGUGAGACUGUUAAAUCCAUGGGGUGAAGAAGAGUGGCAAGGAGACUGGAGUGAUGAGUCACCUUUGUGGGAGACGGUUUGUGAGGAGGCCCGCAAAUGUUGCCGUGAAGUUUUAAAUGAUGGGGAGUUCUGGAUGUCGAUGGAAGACUUCACCAGACUUUUUGAAAGCAUAGAUAUCUGCUGUCUCUGUCCUGAUUUUCUGGAUGGUUCCUCUGAUUGCCACUGGACCUCCAAACGCCAUUUUGGCAGAUGGAAUGCAGAGAAAUUCAUGUAUAAUACUUUCAUACACCACCUUACAGCUGGUGGUGACAUCAUUAAGACAGAGACCUUCUGGAAGAAUCCUCAGUUUCGGGUGACAAUUGACGAGCUGAAUGAGGAUUGUGCUAGUGGGCAGCGCCCUGAAAAUAUACUGGUGUCCCUGAUGCAGAACCAUGAGAAGAGAAACAGAAAUAGCCAAGAAAAUUAUGACAUUGGCUUUUAUGUCUUUGAGAUACCAUUAGAGAUGAGACAUCAGAAUGAGAGGUUUGCGAUGGAGUUUUUCGCUGACCGAGAGCCUGUGGCACACACUGAUGAUUUAGUUUGGUUGAGAGAGGUGAUGAAAUUCUUCAGACUGGAGCCAGGGGAGUACCUGAUCGUGCCCUGCACAAAGAAUCCUGGCGAGACUGCCUCCUUCGUCCUGUCUGUCUUCUCAAAGCAUGAAACACACUUAGAGCAAAUUCAAGAGACUACUGAGUAGAAUGGAGAAGUUAUUAGGAGAGGGUGCAGGGCAGAGCCAGCACUGGGCUGCGUUCCACUCCACUUUUAGAAACGAGUUCCCUCGGGGGAAUCCCUAGCUCAAUUUUGAAGUGCAUCCUACUUCAUCAAGUGAAAGAAGAAAGCUUACAUGGACAUACCCUUGAUCCCUCGAAUUUGACCAAGGGAGCAAGUCAGCUUUUGCAUGUCCACUCCAGCACCUAUAUGUCCUAGAAUGCAAUGCGAUUGUGACUUCACAACAGUGUAGUUCCUAUAUGCUCAAGGGUUUAGGGAAGGGGUGUCCAAACUCGGUCCUGGAGGGCCGAUGUCCUGCAUAAUUUAGUUCCAACCCCAG